AUGAAAAGGCUUUGGAAUAUGCGACGUGCCCAGCCACCCCAGGGUCCUCCUAUGUGGGUCCCCGUACUGGGGGAGCUGCAGAAGACCCUCCAGAAGGGCGAGUACCUGCCCCUCCGCCCGCUGCCCAUGUUCGAGAGUAACUUUGUCCAGGUGACAAAUCAUGGGGGUCCCGUGUUCGUGCACCACAGUGCCAAUAGGCUGACCAUGGGUGUGGCUGCUUCCUUGCCCGGCUUGGUGCUGCCCGACAUUCUGCUGAUCGCCCAGCCUCCCCAGAGCAGGGACUGCUCAGGCCUCACCUUGACCAGGAUGAUCCCGCUAGACCUUGCCCACCUCUAUGUCCACGACCUGCCCACCUGGCGCAUCAAACUGCGUCUGAUCACUGGCCGCUACUACUACCUGGAGCUGGAUGCCCCAGACCAUGAGCUGGGCUUCCUUUUCGACUGUUGGAUCCGCCUCAUAAACCUGCUUCACGAACCAAAUAUGACUUGGGUGCCCAGGACCCUGAAAACACCCCCCCUGGAUCUGCCCCUGGAGGUGGCACCUGCUUCCACUUGGCAGCUGCAGGACCAGGCUUCCAGCAGACAUUCAGUUGAGGUUGCCAAGAACAUAUAUCCUUAUAAUUCCCGGACUGCUCAGAAGCAAAGGAAGGCUAAGGUCCUCAAGCAUAAACUCAAGUCUCAGGCUGUGGGUGACUCUCUGCCUCUCAUGUGCUCACAAAUGGGGCAUCCUGAUGUUAAGAAGAAACCCACAAAAAAGUUCCACCCAGAUGCCUGUCCUGAGAGAUCUAACACUCAAAUCCAUGUUUCUGAUAAGGACAGCAUCACCAUCCGGACCAUCUUCAGUAUCAUCUCCAAAACUGUCAAGGAGAAUCAGUCCUCCCCACAGGCCUGCACAUCCAAUUCUGAGGGAGCUACGGGCUGGGGAGGAUUGAUCCAGACUCCUUCACACUGUAUCUCAGGUGACAGCCCCAAUUUCAUCUUCCUAAACUCUUACAAACACAUGGACACCUUCAUGUGGCCACAAGGCUUUGAAGAUCUCAUGGAUCCCGAAUCCAGCGCCUUAUCUUCCUCCUUGCACCUGUCUCCCUACCCUCCUGCACUCUACUGCUCUCCACCCCAUUCCUCCUUCCCCAGGUCCAAGGCUAAGCCCAUGAGCUCAAUGAAGAACCGGAGGCCACUGCCUUCCAAGAAGGUCCCAAUUACAAUUAGGAGAGGACCAUUCAUCUUGGACCAGUCACAUAAGGUGCGGGAUGUACCUGCUUUACCUCGGAAGGCCCCAGCUGCACCUCCAUCAACCCAGAAGGCCAUACCUGACCUCUCCUGGAAGGCCUCACCUUUAUUACCAGGUCCCCAGAAAACCCCACACAUACCUGACCUCUCCUGGAAAACUCCAGUUCUACUUGCCCCACCCCAGAAGACCCUACCCCCAAUUCAGAAGUUCCCACAUACAUCUGCUAUUCCCCAGAAGGAAAUGCUACCCCCUACCCCAAAGAAGGAAUGUCUGGUCCCACAUACCCCAUCCCAGAAGUUCCUGGCAUCAUCUUCCCAGUACCAGCAAGUAAAUGACUUGCCCACCUCAGGGGCAAAGGCCCCCAUUGAUCCUUGCAUGCUGCUGGCAGAAAUUCCCAGAGGGGGUGUGCUUGGGAGAAACAAGACUGAAGGGAAACAGGAACCCGUGAUGUUGGUGGGUCUCCAUGAGACAAAAGUUAUAGACAUAAGGAACCAGACCAGGACCCUAGAGUCUCCCUCCACCACAACCCAGAAGGAGUCCAAAGAUAUACUAAUCAGCAAAAGCAUGGAGGUCACCCUGGACAAUUUGAGGAGCACGAGGAAACUGGAGGGGAGGUUCUACGAGAAGAAGGAGGAGGUGACCGUGGAUCAUCAUGAUAAGAAAUCUAAGGAGGUGGGGCAGCAAAAAAGAUGGGUCACCACCAAGAAGAUGGCCAUUGAGCUCCCCCUCCCAGAGGGCAGCAGACCCUUCUCUGUGGAGGGGCUCACCCUUGCCAAAUUGAUGAUCACGGCCAAUUCCCAAGAACAGCACCUGAAACCACCUGUGGUCUCAUUGCCUUCCUGGCUCUCCAUGGCUUCCCGGGCAUCCACCAUGUCAAGGAUGGCUAACAUGCCCUUUGCCUGCAGCCAGAUGAAACCAGUUGUGGUCAGAGAGCAGCCAGAGUUUCACAUGUGGGUGAAGAAUGAGAACACACAGCAAUGGACAAAGAGGGGGCCAUCCUGGGACCCAGUGGGGUCUUCCAAGGUGCCCCUCCACUCUAUGCCUACCUCUGACAGCCCGAAGAUGGCCAACACCCCACAAGUUCCCAUCCCCUUGCCUGCUGUCCCAUGGGAAGACUUGCCACAGCCGCAUAUCCCAGAACCCCCCGUCUCCAAGUCCAAGGCCUUAGCAAAGGUACCCCAAAAGCCCGUGAAAAAACGUCAAGUGACCAUGAGGGUACCCAACCGGGGUCCUGUGGCCAUGAUGGGGACAUCCUCAGAGAUCCUCCUGCCCAUAGUCUUAGAACUUGAGAAGUUAAAGAACAUGGCUACUAAAGUCAAGACGACACCAGAACCGGAUGUCAAUUAUCCUCCACCCAGAGAGCCCGGGGAGGUUCUCCUUGUAGGAAAUGCAGGCCUGGUUGCUUUUGGAGAACCGGUCAUACAGGACUUUAUGGACAAGUUUAAGAACCAUGGCAUUAUCCAGACGGGUCCCAGAAGCCCAGCGGCUCUCAUUGGCUGGGACUCCGGGCACGCAGCCAAUCCUGCGCUGGGUGGUACCCAGCCCCAGACUCAGCGGGCGCUGGGCGCGAGUUGGAGUUGGUCCAGCAGCGCGUGGGCAUCACUGCGGUGA
Molecule: messenger RNA, 2841 nt
Organism: Jaculus jaculus (lesser Egyptian jerboa)
Lineage: Eukaryota; Metazoa; Chordata; Mammalia; Rodentia; Dipodidae
Gene: Garin5b
Product: family with sequence similarity 71 member E2
Exons: 11
Coding region: 1-2841 (946 amino acids)
Cellular component (GO): nucleus
Source: RefSeq, a predicted model, not a curated record